Aspergillus aculeatus ATCC 16872 is the source of this 1246-nucleotide messenger RNA. RefSeq lists its product as uncharacterized. Gene Ontology annotation, cellular component: peroxisomal membrane. The record is from RefSeq and is a predicted model, not a curated record. The coding region runs from base 1 to 1032 and encodes 343 amino acids. Gene Ontology annotation, biological process: peroxisome fission. Lineage: Eukaryota; Fungi; Ascomycota; Eurotiomycetes; Eurotiales; Aspergillaceae. The transcript is spliced from 2 exons.
AUGGCAGACCCCGAAGUUACCACCGAACCAGCUCCAAGUGAGAGCGCACCAUCACCAUUACCACCACCACCGCAAGAAGAUGAGGGGAAAUCGCCGACCUCAAACCCACCGCGGGGAUCCUCACCACCACCACAACCAAAACCACAAUCAGCUUCCUCCCUCCUUCAAGCUCGUCGUCAGCUGCUGGCAGCCCUUCGAGCAACAGACACCACCAUCGAGCGACUCGACAAACUCACCACCACAGCAGCCGGCACCGAACGCGUCCUCGCCGUAACAGGCUACCUCUCGCACGCCCUGCACCACCUCCUCGCCUCGGCGCCCUGGCUCGCCUUCCAAACCCGUCUAAGCCUCCUCGCGCGUCUCCGUCGUCAGCAGCGCCAUCUCACCCAAAAAUCCCCCUCCAAACCUACCCCCUCCGCCCCAUCGCCGCCACCACCCACCACCUCACCAAGCACACCAAACAAGCCCCCCCUCCUCGCCCUCUCCUCCCUCAUGUCCGAAACCCGAUACACCCUGCGCCUCCUCGGCCUCCUCCCCCUCUGGACCUGGGGCGCCGCAACCCUGCGCUCCCCGCCGCAAGACCGCACGCUGUACAUUCUCACCCUCCUCCAAGUUCUGGUCAAUGUGAUCUACCAGCUCCUCGAGAACGGAAGCUACCUCGCCGCGAAGGGGAUCCUCAGCCGCCGGUUCAUCGACCGGUGGGGCGGCAUCGUGCAGUGGGAUCUGUGGAGCACGCGCGCGUGGUUCGGGCACAUCUUCCUGCAGUUCUUUGUGCUGGCGCGGGAGAGGAGUCUGCGGUUGCGGCGGAAACGACAAAAUCAGGAAGGGCGGAAGGAGGGGUCAGCGGAAGCAGACGCCGGGGAGAUCCGCGCGUGGAGGAAGAGUCUCGUGAAUAAUGUGUGCUGGGCGCCGUUGUGCUUGCAUUGGUGCUUUGAGGAGGGGAUCGGGUUCCCGGAGCAGUUGACCGGCUUGGUGAGUUUUAUGGCCGGGGCGUGGGAGGUUUGGGAUUCGUGGGGGCGGACUACUACUUAGUAGGUCUGGGGUUUUGGGUUGGGUGAGGUUGAGGUUGAGGUAUUUGGGUUUCGUAGAAUUCUGGAUGGUCGGUUAGACUCUCUAGAUUCGAUUACCUCAGGCUACUUUUCUUUGCUCGCUUUGCUAUGGCUUGGCUUAGACGAUAGAGAUUCUUGGAUAAGCGUAUUCAUUGGGUUUGUCAUGCUAGAUGCCUGAAUACAGGAUAGGAUCCAAG